This is a messenger RNA of Pteronotus mesoamericanus, 3552 nucleotides long. RefSeq names its product oxysterol binding protein like 10 (gene OSBPL10). Lineage: Eukaryota; Metazoa; Chordata; Mammalia; Chiroptera; Mormoopidae. Bases 1 to 2292 code for a protein of 763 amino acids. Gene Ontology annotation, cellular component: cytosol; membrane; intracellular membrane-bounded organelle. Gene Ontology annotation, molecular function: cholesterol binding. The record is from RefSeq and is a predicted model, not a curated record. The transcript is spliced from 12 exons.
AUGGAGAGGGCGGCCCAGGGCGCAGACGGCGGCGGGGGCAGCAAUAGCAGCAGCCGCAGCAGCAGCCGCGCCACCUCCGCGGGCUCCUCGCCCUCCUGCUCCCUGGCGGGCCGGGCGGUCUCCAGCCGGUCGGCGGUAGCAGGGCUCGUUGGCGGGGGCAGCCGCAGCAGCCCAGGCUCGGUGGCCGCUAGCCCGUCUGGGGGAGGCGGCCGCAGGAGGGAGCCGGCGCUCGAGGGCGUGCUCAGCAAAUACACCAACCUCCUCCAGGGCUGGCAGAACAGGUACUUCGUGCUGGACUUUGAGGCUGGCACCCUGCAGUAUUUCGUGAAUGAGCAGAGCAAGCACCAGAAGCCUCGAGGAGCCCUGUCUUUAUCUGGAGCCAUCGUGUCCCUGAGCGACGAAGCUCCCCACAUGCUGGUGGUGUAUUCUGCUAACGGAGAGAUGUAUAAGCUGAGAGCUGCUGAUGCAAAAGAGAGACAGUUUUGGGUGACUCAGCUUCGCGCGUGUGCCAAGUAUCAUAUGGAAAUGAAUUCUAAGACUACUCCAAGCUCCCGAAGCCGAAGUCUCACUUUGCUCCCCCAUGGAACACCCAAUUCUGCGUCUCCCUGUAGCCAGAGACACCUCGGUGCGGGGGCCCCCGGUGUUGUCACAAUCACGCAUCACAAGUCGCCUGCAGCUGCCCGAAGAGUCAAGAGUCAGUAUUCCGGCCAGCUUCACGAAGUCAGAGAGAUGAUGAACCAGGUCGAAGGGCAGCAGAAGAACCUUGUGCACGCCAUCGAGUCUCUGCCAGGGUCUGGCCCGCUCACUGCCUUGGACCAGGACCUGCUGCUCCUGAAAGCUACCUCUGCCGCCACCCUCAGCUGCCUUGGGGAGUGCCUCAGCCUGUUACAGCAGAGUGUGCACCAGGUUGGCCAGCCCAGCCACAAGCCGGCGGCCUCAGAAAACAUCCUGGGAUGGCACGGGCCCAAGUCACAUUCCACAGAGCCGCUGAAAAAUGGGACAUUUGGCUCUUUGCCAUCAGCCAGUGCCAACAUAACCUGGGCAAUUUUACCAAACUCCGCUGAAGAUGAACAAACCUUCCAGCCAGAUCCAGAGCCAAACUCAGGCCCUGAAUUGGUUCUGUCCGAAGAUGAAAAAAGUGACACUGAAGAUAAGGAAGAGACCGAACUGGGCGUCAUGGAAGAUCAGCGUAGUGUAAUUCUUCAUCUCAUUUCACAGCUGAAACUUGGAAUGGAUCUGACCAAGGUGGUGCUUCCCACAUUUAUUCUGGAGAAGCGAUCCUUGCUGGAGAUGUACGCGGACUUCAUGGCGCACCCAGACCUGCUGCUGGCCAUCGCCGCGGGAGCCACGCCAGAGGAGAGGGUCAUUUGCUUUGUGGAGUAUUAUCUCACCGCCUUCCACGAGGGCCGCAAGGGGGCCUUGGCCAAGAAGCCCUACAACCCCAUCAUCGGCGAGACGUUUCACUGCUCCUGGGAAGUUCCCAAGGACAAGGUCAAGCCAAAGAGGACUGCUCCCCACUCUCCUCCCAGCCCCCAACACCUGAUGGCCGAUGACCCUUCUGAUAACUACAAGCUGAGGUUUGUGGCUGAACAGGUGUCCCAUCACCCACCCAUCUCCUGCUUCUACUGUGAGUGCAAGGAGAAGAGACUGUGUGUCAACACUCACGUAUGGACCAAAAGCAAGUUCAUGGGCAUGUCCGUGGGGGUCUCUAUGAUAGGAGAAGGUGUGCUGAGGCUCCUGGAACACGGGGAGGAGUAUGUGUUCACUCUGCCCAGUGCCUACGCUCGCUCCAUCCUCACCAUCCCCUGGGUGGAGCUCGGAGGAAAAGUCAGCAUCAGCUGUGCCAAGACGGGGUACUCAGCAACCGUGAUUUUCCACACGAAGCCUUUCUACGGAGGGAAAGUGCACAGGGUCACGGCGGAAGUGAAGCACAACCCAACCAACACCAUUGUCUGUAAAGCCCACGGGGAGUGGAACGGCACCUUAGAGUUCACCUAUAACAACGGAGAAACCAAAGUCAUCGACACGGCCGCGUUGCCAGUGUGCCCUAAGAAGGUCCGCCCUCUGGAGAAGCAGGGGCCCAUGGAGUCCAGGAACCUCUGGCGGGAGGUGACUCGGUACCUGCGGCUGGGGGACCUUGACGCCGCCACGGAGCAGAAGCGGCGCCUGGAGGAGCAGCAGCGGGUGGAGGAACGGAAGCGGGAGAGCCUCCGCACCCCCUGGCAGCCCAAGUAUUUUAUCCAGGAGGGUGACGGCUGGGUCUACUUCAAUCCCCUUUGGAAGGCACACUGAUGGUGUGGAGGUGCAGAGCCUUUGGAAAGAGGCCUCUUUUUGUAGGAAUUAAAGUGGUACAGUAUCAAGGUUCUGUGGUACUCCCUGAGAUCUCUUGAUAUCAUUCAAGAAAUGGUACCUGAGAAAUUAUAUACUGUGAAAAAUGCACCCCAAACUCUCCUAUAGGAUUGAAUUUACUCAAGAGCCAUUUGGGGCGUGUGUGUGUGUGUACAGUGGUGUGUGUGAGCUCUUGGCACACUACUCAGACACAUGCAUUACAUACACGUCUGCUGGGUAUUACAUAUGUACAUACUGCACUUACUAAGAUCUAAGUGGGUAAUUAUGGGCACCUUUUUAUCAAUGAGGUUUGACGUUUUCUAUUUCUCCCUUUGCCAAAAAUGUUUUGCACUCACAAAGGCAGUCAACUCCUGUCAAAACAGAAUUGAAUUGGCAUUGCCCAACUGACAUUCAUCUGGUAGAAAGUGGCUCAUUCCUGGUAGGUGGCUGUCAUUUCAAAAUUACUGUGAUUCCCACCUCCGUCCCCACUUCACCAUCUCAUUUGUCCAUACUCCAGAAAGAUAAACAGCUCCUUCUGCUGAAUGAGGAAUGGGCAGGAAGCUAUUAAAGGUUUUUUGCUAGAACCUUUCAGGAUGGAGCACCUCUGGGAGAACUUAGAACCAGGCCCACCUUGGAAUUUUCCUCCCAUAAUUUCUCAUGCUCAAAGCACUAGUCAUAUAUAUAUUUUUUUUUCCCUGAAGCUGCUUUCACAGUAGUAAAUGAGUCAUACAGAAACUUCAAUACUUUUAUGAUGAAAAAAGGGCUUUAGAAGUUAAAUACACGCAUGCAUAUAGAAACAUGCACAACCACAGCCUUGAUCUUGUAUUUAAGUUUGGGGAAAGAGAAAAAUGUUUUCUGUGGAUUUUUUUUUUUUUUUAGUGCCCCUCUAUUGUUUGACCCAAACUCUUCAAAGAAAACCACUGUGAUUAAUAUAAAGCCUGCCUAAGCGUUCCAUGGUUUCAGUUGAAUCUCAGUCCUCAGCCUUUACAAAUGAGGUCAAGACAUGACCAGAAUAUAAAGCAAGGGGGAAAAAAUGACAAAUUUGAUUUUUGCUCAAUGCUUCAUUUAUUUUUUACUGUGCCACUCUAUUUAUAAAAUCCAGUAGCAUGAAUGCUUCUCUGUAGUAAUACUAAUUUUGUGCCUUUUGUCUGCUUUCUUAAGACCAAUUCUUCACACUUUGUAGAUAUUAGACAAAUAUAUUUCGAUUAAAUACUAUACCCAUCU